AUGCUGCUGUACAUAUAUAUCUUGUUAUUUAUAACAAAUGUAAAGGGAUCAGGAAGAACUCUUCAAUGCUUCCAGAAUGUUUACAGUAUAGCCAGUUUUAUUGGUCCGCAGUAUUCUGGAACUGUGUAUUUCACAAAGCAUGGCUCAAGUCUCACAGUAACUGGAUAUUUAUCAGGUUUUCCGCGAAAUAAAUGGUUGGGUGUUCAUAUACAUGAAUAUGGUGCAUUAGGUAAUGGAUGUAAUGACGCCGGACCACAUUUUAAUCCGUUUAACAGUGACCAUGGUGGACUAACAGGUUCGCCAAGACAUCCUGGAGAUUUUGGAAAUCAUUAUGUCGAUCAAAAUGGUAUUUUGACUCUUGAUUUCGAUGUUGAUAUUUCUUCUAUUACUAAAUUUAAUGGGUUUCUUGGAAGAGCACUGGUUAUCCAUGAGAAAGAAGAUGACUUAGGCAGAAUGGGUGAUGAUGGAAGUCGCAAGACAGGCAAUUCCGGCAAACGUUUGACAUGUGCUGUAGUUGGUGUUUGGAAAGCUCCAUAA
Schistosoma bovis is the source of this 537-nucleotide messenger RNA. The record is from the annotation of a GenBank genome assembly. NCBI's taxonomy places the organism in Eukaryota, Metazoa, Platyhelminthes, Trematoda, Strigeidida, Schistosomatidae.